Messenger RNA from Periconia digitata, 1236 nucleotides. NCBI's taxonomy places the organism in Eukaryota, Fungi, Ascomycota, Dothideomycetes, Pleosporales, Periconiaceae. The record is from the annotation of a GenBank genome assembly.
UCCCCGUAUCGAGAUCACCACAGCGCUUAUAUCUUCCACCCCGCGGGCGCCAUGUCUCAAAUAAAAGCAUCGUCAAAUCUUCCUCCCCUUCCGCUACCGGACGGAGUUACAUCGCAAUACGUCUAUUGCCCGUCCAGCGGCCUCAAGGUGCACUACCUGGAAUCCGGAUACGACCCCUCUAACCAAAAGCCACUCCUCCUUCUGAUACAUGGCUUUCCCGAACUCGCCUUCUCAUGGCGCGAAGUCAUGGCUCCACUGGCAUCGGCUGGGUAUCACGUGGUAGCUUUUGAUCAGCGCGGUUACGGGCGCACAACAGGCUGGGAUGACUCAACCUACACCAAGACCGAUUUCUCGCAGUUCAAUUACUCAAACCUCGUUCGAGAUGUCGUUGUCUUUGUCGCAGCUUUGGGACACACGAGCGUGCGGUGUGUCAUUGGGCAUGAUUUCGGUGCCGUGACGGCUGGAUACUGUGCGCUCAUGAGACCGGACCUCUUCACCAGUGUAAUCACAAUGUCGCAUCCGUUCAAACCAGUUCCAACUCUCCCAUUUGGCCUGGCGCACUCUUCGACUUCAAUCGAUUCAUCAAGUGAAUCCCAACCCGCCGACAUCCACAAGGAACUAGCACAACUCCCAGAACCACGCAAACACUACAAAUGGUACAAUGCCACCGCCGUAGCAGCGCUCCAAUGGUCUGUUCCAUCUCAAGGCCUCAAAGAGCUUCUAAGAGGGUAUUUCCACGUCAAAUCUGCCGACUACGCUCCCAACAAACCGCACAAGCUCGAAUCCUGGACAGCUCCCGAACUCGCCAAAAUGCCGCACUACUACAUCCUCCCAUUGUACUCUUCCAUGCCCGAAGCGAUCGCAAACCUCAUGCGCACUGAAGACGCGUCCAAAACCCUAUCUUGGCUUUCCGACGACGAUCUCAACGUCUAUGUGCAGGAGUGGUCGCGCACGGGAUUUCAAGGUGGCCUGAACUGGUACCGCGUUUCGACGGACCCCGAGAAGACGAGAGAUAUGGCUUUGUUUGCGGGAAAGAAGAUUGAGUGCCCGAGCUUUUUCCUGUCGGGAAAGAGUGAUUGGGGGAAUUAUCAGGAACCCGGGGUAUUGGAGGGAUUGGGAGAUGCGUGCCGGGAUUUUAGAGGCGUGAAGUUUAUUGAGGGCGCGGGACACUGGGUCAUGCAUGAAAAGCCAAAAGAGGUUGUGGAUGGGGUUUUGGAGUUUUUGAGUGGAUUGUAA